AUGAUUCCGAAAAUAUUAUUGUUAUUAUUUAAUUUGAUUAUUUAUUGCUUUGCACAGUAUGAAGUUGAUCCAAAUGGUUAUGUUAUGUUUUGUCCUUGCAUGGGUCGAUUUGGUAAUCAAGCAGAACAAUUUCUUGGUGCUAUUUCAUUUACACGAACACUAAAUCGAACACUUGUGCUUCCUCAUUGGAUUGAAUAUCCACCACGAAGUUUUACUUCAAAACAAGUUCCGUUUGAUACAUAUUUUCAAGUUGAACCAUUACAAGAUUAUUUGAAAGUUAUUUUAAUGAAAGAUUUUAUGAUUCAUAUAGCUGAUAGUAUAUGGCCAAAAGGAAAACGAUAUGUAUUCUGUUAUGAUGCUCAAGCAAAAGAAAAUAGUGAUAAGCGAAGUUGCAAUGCAAAAGAUGGCAAUCCAUUUGGGCCAUUUUGGUCACAUUUUGAUAUUGAUUUUGAUGGUGAUGUUUUUUAUCGACCACUUUUUUAUGAUAUUUCGAUUGCGGAUCGUUGGAACGCAAAAUUUCCAUCCAGUGAAUAUCCUGUUCUUGCAUUUAGUGGACCACCGGGAACUGAAGAACGUAAUAUUCCAAUAGCCAAAUAUUUCAUUUAUACGGAGUAUAUUCGAAAACAAGUAGACGAAUUUUUAAGCAAAAAUCAAAUAUCGCCAGAUACAUUAUUGGCUCUACAUAUCAGAAAUGGAAUUGAUUUUGAACGUGCCUGUACCUAUACAACUGAAAAUUCGAAUUUUUUUGCAUCGGCUCAAUGUCUUGGUCAUAAGCUUGAAAAAGGGAUUAAAUUAACAAAUGAAAUUUGUUAUCCAUCCGAAGAUAAUAUUUUAAUACAAACUGAAAACAUGGUUGAAAGAAUAAAACCAACUGUUGUAUACGUUGCUGCUGAUGGAAAUCCUAUGAUUGAUGAAUUUCGAAAACUUCUUGGUAAAAAAUACAAUGUGAAAAUAAUCAAAUAUGAACGACCGGAAAAUCAAAGUCUCGGCGAAGCAGCACAUAUCGAUUUGUAUAUAUUAAGUAUAGCAGAACAUGCCAUCGUGAAUUGCCCAUCGACAUUUUCAGCAUUUGCUAAACGACAACGAGAUAUACGCGAGAAAUCAACUGAUUUCUGGGGUAUUGAGAAUGACAAAUUAACGAAUGAACCGAAAUCUGAUCUUUAG
Messenger RNA from Rotaria socialis, 1164 nucleotides. NCBI's taxonomy places the organism in Eukaryota, Metazoa, Rotifera, Eurotatoria, Philodinida, Philodinidae. The record is from the annotation of a GenBank genome assembly.